Messenger RNA from Brachypodium distachyon (stiff brome), 1413 nucleotides. Its product is annotated as GDP-mannose 4,6 dehydratase 1. Gene Ontology annotation, molecular function: GDP-mannose 4,6-dehydratase activity. The transcript has a single exon. The coding region runs from base 46 to 1179 and encodes 377 amino acids. The record is from RefSeq and is a predicted model, not a curated record. NCBI's taxonomy places the organism in Eukaryota, Viridiplantae, Streptophyta, Magnoliopsida, Poales, Poaceae. Gene Ontology annotation, biological process: GDP-mannose metabolic process.
AAUCCCCCCUCCUUCUUCUUCCUCCCCCCAGAUCUAACACCGGAAAUGGCCGCCCCGCACUCCAACGGCGGCGCUGCCGCCGGCGCCGGCGAGGAGGAGGCCGUCGCAGUCGCAUCGGUGCCCCGCUCCCUCGCGCCGCCGCGGAAGGUGGCCCUGGUGACGGGCAUCACGGGGCAGGACGGGAGCUACCUGACGGAGCUGCUCCUCUCCAAGGGCUACGAGGUGCACGGCCUCAUCCGCCGCUCCUCCAACUUCAACACGCAGCGGCUCGACCACCUCUACCACGACCCGCACGCCACCCCUUCCGCCGCCCGCCCGCCCAUGCGCCUCCACUACGCCGACCUCUCCGACUCCUCCUCCCUCCGCCGCGCGCUCGACCACGUCCUCCCCGACGAGGUCUACAACCUCGCCGCGCAGUCCCACGUCGCCGUCUCCUUCGAGAUCCCCGACUACACCGCCGACGUCACCGCCACCGGCGCGCUCCGCCUCCUCGAGGCCGUCCGCCUCUCCGCCAAGCCCAUGCGCUACUACCAGGCCGGCUCCUCCGAGAUGUUCGGCUCCACCCCGCCGCCGCAGAGCGAGGACACGCCCUUCCACCCGCGCUCCCCCUACGCCGCCGCCAAGGUCGCCGCGCACUGGUACACCGUCAACUACCGCGAGGCCUACGGCAUCUUCGCCUGCAACGGCGUGCUCUUCAACCACGAGUCCCCCCGCCGCGGCGAGAACUUCGUCACCCGCAAGAUCACCCGUGCCGUCGGCCGCAUCAAGGUCGGCCUCCAGACCAAGGUCUUCCUCGGCAACCUCUCCGCCGCCAGGGACUGGGGUUUCGCCGGGGAUUACGUCGAGGCAAUGUGGCUCAUGCUGCAGCAGGACAAGCCUGGUGACUAUGUCGUCGCCACUGAGGAGUGCCACACCGUGGAGGAGUUCUUGCAGGCUGCCUUUGGGUACGCCGGGUUGGAUUGGAAGGAUCAUGUGGUCAUUGACAAGAAGUACUUCCGCCCCGCAGAGGUGGACUGCCUCAAGGGGGAUUCAUCCAAGUCCAGGAGAGAGCUUGGGUGGAAGCCCAAGGUUGGGUUCCAGCAGCUAGUCGAGAUGAUGGUCGAUAACGACAUUGAGCUCGCCAAGAAGGAGAAGGUCCUUGUGGAUGCAGGGUAUCGUGAUCCCAAGCAGCAGCCAUAGAAUUGAUAGCGAUAGUUUGAUUGCUGGAGUUCUGUUUGGAUUUUUCCCUAGAAGUUGAUACAGUAUUACAAUUCGAGUGUGGCUGUUGAAGUAGUGGUUGGCAAGUUAUUGUUGUUUGAGGUUUGCAAUUUCAUCCUACAAUAUCUUUGAUUACAAGUUACUAGCUUAUGCACUUCUGUCAAAUGAAUGAAUGAAUCAAUGCCAUUUUGAAGUAAAACCAUCUGCUUCCGAUUA